This is a messenger RNA of Pseudomassariella vexata, 1284 nucleotides long. RefSeq lists its product as uncharacterized. The transcript has 3 exons. Gene Ontology annotation, biological process: regulation of transcription by RNA polymerase II. Gene Ontology annotation, molecular function: zinc ion binding; DNA-binding transcription factor activity, RNA polymerase II-specific. The coding region runs from base 1 to 1284 and encodes 427 amino acids. NCBI's taxonomy places the organism in Eukaryota, Fungi, Ascomycota, Sordariomycetes, Amphisphaeriales, Pseudomassariaceae. The record is from RefSeq and is a predicted model, not a curated record.
AUGACCCGGUCAUCACGAAGUCGACCCCGGCUUGGGCACACUAAGUCCAGGACGGGCUGCAUUCGUUGUCGAGGGCGUCGUGUCAAAUGUGACCAAACCAGGCCAGUUUGUCAGAAUUGUCAGCGCCACAACGUAGAGUGCUUUUAUGACCGGGUAGCAGAAACCGUACCGUCGCCGGGUGCGCCCCAACACGGUCAAGUUGCACUUACAACGACCCGUUCAGAGGUUUCCCCUUCUUCUACGUCCAUAUCCCCCAUGUCAAUACCGGUGCUACUUUGCAGUGAGACGAAAACACAUCCUCUUCAUGCAUCGUCGCCCUCAUCGUUACCAUCAUUAUCGUUUGGCCCUAGCCAGCGCAUGCAACUUCUCCUUUUCCACAAUUUUGCCGUCAAUACUAGCUCCACCCUGGCCGGGACUCACCUCCCGGACCUGUUACGCUGCUGGUCCGUUCAAGUUCCUCCGCUAGCCCUCGAUGAUGAACCCCUAUUUAACGCCCUGCUCGCACUCUUGGCACUGCACCUCAUCACCACCACCACCACCACCACUACCGCCCCAGAUCCGGAAUUGCUCUCUUGUCGGACUACCUGGCAUGGCAUCGCCCUGCAGCAGCAUCGGGAGUCUCUGCAGUGUGGGCCUGAGACCAUGAGCCCCAAGACGGCCAACGCCGCGUUCUUCACCUCCAUCCUCCUCAUGGUCUAUGCACUGUGCACCCUCAAAGACCGGCCAUUGACUCCAUACGAACCGCCGUUAUACUGGCUGCGCAUGGGCCAGGGGGUGCGGUCCGUCAUGGCCGCUGCUCUGGAGCAGGUGGCACAGGAUCCUGGUGCUGCUAUCUGGACCAUCAUCAGCGCAUCAUCAGAUCUGUACCACCAGGAGCCUGGGUCGCCUCGUGAAGGCAGUAUGCCGACUUUCCACUACCUCUUGCCUUUGACCACCCCCAGCCAAGACGCAGCAACAUUGGAUGCCACGGAAAAUUUGACGCAAAAAACCAUCGACGUCUACAACAAAACCAUCCGCCACCUCGGCCGCACGCAAGCCGCCAUCGAGUCUGGGGAGCAUGCCAUGGGAGUGGCCCGCCGCAUCACUUCGUUCCCCAGCCUCAUUCCGCCAGAGGCCAUGCUCAUAAUGGUGCGUUUGUUUGCCCUGAGUCUGCCGUGUAAGCACUUGUGGUGGUUUGGGACUGCAUUGGGUCGGGAGAUACGGGCGAUUCGCGACAAUCUGGCGCCCGAGUGGCAAGGGUUGAUGGACUGGCCGUUACAAGCGCUUCAACGGAGUGAGGAGUAG